AUGGCAUUCAUAAGUUGGCAUCUAUGGAAAGACAGAUGCAGCUUUGUUUUCAACAACAAGCACUCAACUCCUCAUACGACUAACUCUUUCUUAACAGAUGCUGAAUCUGUGUGUAGGCCUAGUAACCAUAUUGUUGUUGUCACUACUGUGCAUAGGUGGUCUCCUCCUACAAGACACUUGAUUAAAGUUAACACAAAUGCCUAUUAUUGCCACGUUUUUAAGAAUGGAGGAUAUGGACUAAUAUUUCGUAAUUCUACAGGUACACAUUUAGCAUUUGCAUGUGCGAACUUCAGGGAAGCAUCAGGUCCAGAACUCUUGGAAAGUCUUGCUGCUAUGGAAGCUGUUAAACUUGCAUCGCAGUUGGGAUUUAAGAAGAUCGUUAUUGAAGCUGAUUACGUAUGA
This is a messenger RNA of Papaver somniferum (opium poppy), 402 nucleotides long. RefSeq lists its product as uncharacterized. Gene Ontology annotation, molecular function: nucleic acid binding; RNA-DNA hybrid ribonuclease activity. Bases 1 to 402 code for a protein of 133 amino acids. The transcript has a single exon. NCBI's taxonomy places the organism in Eukaryota, Viridiplantae, Streptophyta, Magnoliopsida, Ranunculales, Papaveraceae. The record is from RefSeq and is a predicted model, not a curated record.